ACGUCAAAGUGUCAAUUAUUGUCAAAUGUCAAACUUUUCAUUUAUUUUCAUAUUUUUUCAUGCAUUUUGAAAGAAUAAUGUGUUAAUUUCUAAUGAUAAAGAUAGUAAACUGAUAUAGUUUUGCUGCAUUUAAAGACUACCGUCGUCAACAUGUUGAACUCGUUUCGUGCAGCCGUUGUGAACAUUCAAUACCAGCAAGUGAGGUUAGGUCACCGAGUCCGAGGAAAAGCCCCCACUGUAGCGAGGAGUCUCAAGGAACGGCUAGACGAACUCAAUUAUAAAGAUGAGCUGUACACCGCUAAGGUUGACAUUGGAUUCCCAAAACUGAGGAAACCCUCAAAGGAAGUCCGGACAGAGAGGCUAACACACCUGAAAAAACUUAAAGCAGACAAAACCCUUGAACAGAUGGCAAGAGAUCACAAAAUCAAAGUUGAUAAAGACCAAGUGAGGCAGGUUUGGCUGGAAACAGCUGGUCCAGUCCACAAAAAAAACAUAGCGGAGCACUAUGGUAUAUUUGAACACCUCUAUGGUGAGGGAUAUUUUCUUCCACUUUUGAAUUUGGAAGUUCUCUAUGACUUGAAGGAUGGUUCUUGCCUGCCAGUGUAUACUGGAAAUGUUAUCAAACCUUUGGAAGCCAAGGAGGUUCCAACUGUUUUGUUUGAGGCUGAUGGGAAUGAUAUGUGGACAUUGGCUCUCACCAGUCUCGAUGGGCAUCUGACUGAGAGUGACAAGGAGUAUGUACACUGGCUUGUAGCUAAUAUUCCUGGUAAUUGUGUGGAGAAGGGAGAUACAUUAGUGGAGUACUUACAGCCUUUCCCAUUAAAAGGAACUGGAUAUCACAGAUAUGCAUUUGUGCUUUACAAGCAGGAUGGCAGAGUUGAUUAUGAUAUUCCAAAAGUGACCGAGCCUGCACUAGAAGACAGAACAUUUGUCACCCGAGAAUGGUACAAGAAGUACCAGGACAAGAUAACUCCGGCAGGGCUGGCCUUCUACCAGAGUGACUGGGAUCUAUCUGUGAAGGAGUUCUUUCACAAAACACUCAAUACUAAGGAGCCUGUUUUCGAGUAUGACUUCCCUGCGCCAUACAUACGCCCUCAAGAGUGGUUUCCGCGCCGCAAACCAUUCAACCUUUACAUGGACAAAUACCGGGACCCCCAGCAAAUCAACAAGGAGUAUUUACUGCGCAAGCUGAAGGAUUUAGAUCCAUUCAAGAAGCCACCAGCUCCAUUGAGGUUCCCCAACGCACAUCCCCUGCCGAAAGAGAUGCCAUCCUGGCUGAAACUCCAUGAAAAGAAGAUCAGGCUUGGACGCGGCAGAAUCAAUGAGGUGUAAUGUAAGCUUGUAAAUAAGGUAAUAAAUGUAUGUAGUUAAAU
Plutella xylostella (diamondback moth) is the source of this 1373-nucleotide messenger RNA. It is a transcript of the gene mRpL38, whose product is annotated as mitochondrial ribosomal protein L38. Gene Ontology annotation, cellular component: mitochondrial large ribosomal subunit. NCBI's taxonomy places the organism in Eukaryota, Metazoa, Arthropoda, Insecta, Lepidoptera, Plutellidae. The record is from RefSeq and is a predicted model, not a curated record.